Daldinia decipiens is the source of this 1331-nucleotide messenger RNA. RefSeq names its product alpha/beta-hydrolase. Bases 450 to 1214 code for a protein of 254 amino acids. The record is from RefSeq and is a predicted model, not a curated record. The transcript is spliced from 2 exons. Lineage: Eukaryota; Fungi; Ascomycota; Sordariomycetes; Xylariales; Hypoxylaceae.
CGUUAGUUAACUACCUACCUACCUAGGUUACCUAUGUAUUUCUCAAGAUACUUCGUAUAAAACGGUGAAAUUCUCACCGUCCUGUUUAUUUCGGAGGAAUGGAUAAAACGGUCGAAUUAUGCAACCUAAUUGCGACCCUUACAUCGGGUAUCACCCGCAGAAGGAUCUAGCGUAUCCAAUCUAUACUCUUAUGUAGUGACAGGGGGUAAGUUGGGGUCACCACGGACAUCGUUCCAUUUAUGUCGUGGAGCAGUAGUACUCGAUUGCAUAUGGGAAUUAAUUCGAUAUCUGAUAUUGUAACCCUUCAGUUGAGUCGAUCAAUUUACGGCACGGCCAUUACUUUUUAAAUCGAAUUCCUUCGCAGUCUCGUUUGAUAUCACAGACUAAGCUGAUCCUUACCCCUAGUAUACUCUCUCCACACAGCCCCCUGAGUUGUUCACUAUCAUAACAUGCCUAAGCCAGUAUUUGUUCUCCUCCACGGUGCUUGGCACAGUCCUAAGUGCUGGGAUAGUCUCAUUGCCGCACUGAGAAAGGCUGGCUACUCGGCUGUUGCUCCAGCCUUACCCUCAUCCGGAUCUACGCCACCUACACCUGACUGGUCCAAGGACGUCGAAACUAUUAGGAGCACCGUUGAGGAGCUCAUCCAAGAGAAUGAUGUCGUCGUCGUUACGCAUAGCUUCAGUGGUAUGACUGGAGGUACGGCCUUGGAAGGAUUGGACAAGGAGACUCGUGCAUCAAAGGGACUGAAGGGCGGCGUCAUACGACUGAUUUACAUCACGGCCUUCCUCGUACCGGAGGGCUUCCAGCACUCGGCGCAUGGAACACGCGAUAAUAUGGUACCGGAGAUGAAAACUGAUCUUGAUGCUGGCGUUAUCACUGUGUCACCAGAACAUGCUAAGGAUAUGUUCUAUCAAGACCUCGAUGACGCCACCGUUGCUGAGUUGGUGAAGGACUUGCGCCCUCAGAGUUUUGGGGCAUUCUGGAGUACCACGACAUAUGCCGCGUGGCGUUAUAUUCCAACCACUUACAUCCUGUGUCUGGGAGAUAAGCCGUCGACCGUGGUUGCUGCGCGGUACCUUAUUGACACGGCAAAGGCUAGUGGACCGCACAAGAUCGAGAAGGUUGUCGAAGUCGAUGCGGGCCACUCUCCCUUUAUCAGCAAGCCCGAGUGGACUGCUGAAGCACUCAUUGCUGAGAUCAGUGGGCAAGCUUAGUCGAGAGGCUAGUCUAGAAGUCUUUUAGGGUCCAGUUGUAAUUCUAAGUGUACUAAGUGUAGUCAAUAAGAUUUAGGUACUUGGUUCCCAUCAUAUAAAACAAAAUACUUAAAAGGG